AUGGCUAACGAGGAUUUGGUAUCGUCCGGCAGCGUCCCGAACGAGCAGCUGAACAAAGAGAACUUGGCAGCAUGGGACAGUGUAGCAGAGUACUGGGACCAGACGCUCCAAAAUGGGAACGACAUGUACGAGGAAUGCCUGCUACCAACCGUGAGGGAACUUGUCGGUUUGUCUCCAGACGGGCCGUCCCUUGGCCUGACGGGCCAGAGGGCUCUCGAUCUCGGCACCGGCAGCGCAGUCAUCGCAGGCGAGCUCGUCAAGGCCGGUGCUACCAUGACAGCGGCAGACGGAUCGCAGGGCAUGCUCGAGAAGGCGAGGUGGAGGAGUGCCAUGUUGGGGUUGGACAUGGUCUUCGACGUUGUCGAUCUUAUGGACAGUGAGAGCCUGGACGCGUUCGCCACGCGCCACUCCGAAAAAUUCGACAUCAUCACCAUCAGCAUGACGCUGAAAGAGCUGGCAGAUCUGAAUCCUUUGGCAAGGGCCCUGCCGAAGCUGCUGGCGCCGAAGGGGCGUGUAAUCAUUGUGAAUCUUCACCCUGUCUUCUCCAAGCCGGCAGGCCACCGUUGCAUCGAAGUCCUCGAGAACGAUGAGACCGGAAAGCAGGAGCUCCACAGGUAUAUCAAGGUCCGCCGCUAUCUGGACAUACCUCCCGUGCGAAGUGAGGCACUUCGGGGACAGCCAAAACCACUGAUGUUGUUCCAUAGACCAUUCUGGUCGGUCUUGGAGCCAUUCCUGCAGAGCGGAAUGGUAUUGGACGCAAUGCGCGAGCCAGGCUUUAAGGGAGAGCCAAACGGCGAACAAGCAGCACAGGCGCAGAACUACCAUAACUUCCAGCAGUUUCCCAUGUUACUGGCAUUUCGAUUACGCCUGGCAGGGAGCUAG
Molecule: messenger RNA, 882 nt
Organism: Truncatella angustata
Lineage: Eukaryota; Fungi; Ascomycota; Sordariomycetes; Amphisphaeriales; Sporocadaceae
Product: S-adenosyl-L-methionine-dependent methyltransferase
Exons: 4
Coding region: 1-882 (293 amino acids)
Source: RefSeq, a predicted model, not a curated record